This is a messenger RNA of Gadus morhua (Atlantic cod), 1930 nucleotides long. RefSeq lists its product as uncharacterized. The record is from RefSeq and is a predicted model, not a curated record. Bases 1 to 1626 code for a protein of 541 amino acids. The transcript has 14 exons. NCBI's taxonomy places the organism in Eukaryota, Metazoa, Chordata, Actinopteri, Gadiformes, Gadidae.
AUGGCAACGACUCUGGCUAGAGGCUUCCUCCCUGUGCGUGGCACUGGAGCUCGUCACCGUGUCAAGCCUUGGCCUGUCUCUGCCCUCACUGGGAAGUUCCAUCGAUUGGAUCUCCCUCCUGAGUCUCCAGUUAAGCAGUUUGUGCUGUUUGUGGGCGACUCGCAUCUGCGUGCGUUGGUUGACCGUUACGUGAGGAUGCCAGACGGUUGCCUUUCGUUUGGGUUCCUGUCUACGCCUGGGGCGUCUGCUGCUGAGCUCCGCACUGAGUUGCUGAACGCAGACAUCCCCAGAACCCCCGACAUCGUUUGCUUGCUGGCUCCAAGCAACAACCUCACGGCGACGCCCGGCAUCGAAGCGGCUGGAGUUGCCUUCGAUGGACUUCUGAGAGCUGCCCGCAGUCGAUGGCCUAAGGUGUUUGUGCUCGAUUUCCCUCCCCGGCUGGCGAGUGAAUUGGCACCGCAACAAUUCCUUCGAGAGGAGUUUCGUCGCGUUGCAGCAAAGAACGGUAUGUGUGUAGAGUACUGCGUCACAGCUGACCGCUUUCCGCUUGACUCGCGUGCCUUGUGGAGUCGUGAUGGGAUCCACCUGAGUGACGAUCUGGGGAUGCCGCUUCUCGCGAAGCUUCUGUGGCACUUCUCCUUUCGGCAGCUACAGUCACCUCUGCCUGUUACACCUCCGCCUGUGUCUCCUCCCAAGUCACCCCCGACUGUGAGACCCUUUGCUACAACCGUGGUUGUGAAGGGAGAGGUUUCACGUCCACGUCCCCUUGACCCCUUCAAGGAAACUGUCGUCGGACGUCGCGGAAAGCGCAGCCAACCUGAGUCCUGGGAUGCGCCUGAGGACUGGGAUCAGUCUUCCGUGCGGAUCCUUCCUCAUGAGGUUUGUGUGCCUCCUCUGGUCCUGAGGGAGUGCUUUGUCGUGCUAAACCCUAUCCGGUUUAGCACUGACAAGUUGGCUGCAAUGGAUCGCAUUGUUCCAUCCAACCUUGACGUCCCCAUGUAUGCUACCAUGGGGAAUCGCUCAAAGAAACGGAAGGUGGCACAUGGAACCACGGCUGUGGUCUCCAAAGGAAAGAAGGCCCGCCUUGAGGCACUUCAAACUCCAGCAAGGAUUGCCAAACCUUCGAAGCUGGUACCUCCCCCUCGACCUGUGCCAGAAGCUGCUGUACCAGCCACUCUGGAGGGCAGCGUCUUUGUGCAUUCGAGCAAGUUUGCUCAACCGGAGGGGGAUGACAAGACUCUGUGUGUUGAUGAGUGGCCGUUUCUUCAAACAGAGUUUUGUGAGAAGGUGAACCAGCCAACUGCUCGGGUUGUCUCUGGACAGAGAAAACAAGAGGAGCCAACACCUUGGGGGCCAAAAGUUGUGAUGGCCCAGGCUGAUAAACCAACAGCCAAUGAGACCAGCUUCUUGGGAUGUUCAACCAAGAUGACACACAUUGAGGACCAUGAGCCGUUUGAACCAGCACCUGAGGUCACUGCGAGCAGUCAGCAGCAGAGCCCGCCUGAGGACAAUGGCCAGCUUGAAGAUCGUCAUGUAACACUUGGCAAUCAGAAGGUACUUAUUUUUAACAUGUUAUUCCCUGUUCCUUGUGAGUUUUCCUGCCAUUUAUUAGAUCUUGGAAAUUAGUUAAAGUAAUGUUAAUAUCAUGUACAAUCCCGUUUUCCCAUUAUACACAGCCAUGAACUACAGCUGAUUGAUUCCUAGCCUUUUUUAUGAAUUCCUUGUUAAUUUCGAUAUAAACUAUUGGUUACACUCCUUUUUGAUUGAACUAUUGUUGUGUUUUUAGGCACCCUGUGAUUUUGCACCUGCCAGAGCUGCUACAUCAAGUCAUGUGACUUAUGACAACCCUGGGUGUCUUCAAGGAUCGUUUGACCAGAGCAGCCACAUAUUCGGGGAAAAUGCAGGUAAGCAGUGUGCUACAAAUAGCAUA